This is a messenger RNA of Lytechinus pictus (painted urchin), 13898 nucleotides long. RefSeq names its product putative mediator of RNA polymerase II transcription subunit 26. The transcript is spliced from 2 exons. The record is from RefSeq and is a predicted model, not a curated record. Lineage: Eukaryota; Metazoa; Echinodermata; Echinoidea; Temnopleuroida; Toxopneustidae. The coding region runs from base 1 to 2421 and encodes 806 amino acids.
AUGGGUCAGGAAACUGGCCAGAAAAAGGCGGUGGAUCGGAAACGACCCAACCCCGACUCUCCCAAUCUGACAGGGACGACAGACGCGAUCAACAGGACCCUUGCUAUGCGGCUGGAAGAAGGCAGUUCCAGCAGCGGCGUCAGAGGGGAUGCUUCGCCGGCUAAGAAGCCAUGUGUGGACAACAAGCAAUUACCAGGGCAGGUGCCCACCCCAAACCAGUACAUCCAGCAACAAGAUCCCAACAGGAUGGGUGCCAAUCACCAGGCACAGCCUAUUGACAAUGGCGUCACCAACCAGAUGGUUGAGGGAGCUUCUGUAGCGGAUAGCAUCGAGGGUGUCCAAGCACUAGACUUGCUCAACGAUAUCGGCAACACGGAUGAUUUCAUGCGUUUGUUGGACGAUCCCAAUGGAACGCAGUUGGAUGAGAUGAUGAAAUCUGGUCAGUUCAACCCAGACACUAUUCUAUCUGAACUGGCCAGGCUCGAGAACAAUUUGAGUAAGCAGCUCGGAGAAAUGCCAGACAUAGCCACAAACUCACCACGGAGUCAGGAUCCAAAUAAGCAGAGUGAAAUGAAACCUGACACUGGUUCCAAUAGUGCCGAAUCUGGAGUGGUCUUCAAAACUGAGAAUUCAGACUCUUAUGACCCCAUGAUGAGGGGGCCUCCAAAUACUGUUGCUACCGAAGCAGUGCCAAAAGGUGGACCAUUGCCUAGUAUAAUUGAAUUUAAACCCAAUACAGGAAAGAAUGUAAUGAUCAAACAAGAACCGCAGCAAAUCAGUGCUUCACAGGCUGCACGGGCCGCGUUUAAUGGACAAAAUGUGCAGACAGCUGUGAGUAGUGGUGCCCAGAACAUUGUACCCCAGGUAAAUCAUCUAACUUCAAUGCAGGCCACUGCUACAUCGGCAUCAGUCAUGAAUCCCUCUCUGAGAGGGUCGUUUGUGAGUGGUGCUUCAGGGCAGCAAGGAAACUUCUUGAAUGCACAGCAACAGCAGCAGUUAAAUAGUAGGCAGUUUCUCCAGAACGCUCCCAUGGCCAACCAACAAAACCCUCAUUCAAGGAUGCCCAAUCCAGUGCUCAACAGUAAUAUGAACCCUUCCAUGACAGACCAACUUACGCAAUUUGCAAACAAUGCUAUGCGCGGACAGUCUCCCCAACAUGGGAGACUACCAAGUAUAAUGCAAAGCUUUAUCCAGGACCGUGGUCAGAAUAUGGCACUUUCUAGUGGCCAGGCUGGGAACAUGUUACCAGGACAAGCCUCUCAGUUUGUAGGGCAUCCUCAGCAGUCACAACGUACGGCCAACCCAGAAAUCCUCCAGAGGUUGCAGAAUCCGCCCCAUUACAAUGCCGGUGCAGAGCAAAGGAAGUUUAUGGCAAACUCGUAUGGCCAGUCGCCUCAGCAGGGUCAUAAUAUGCAGCAGGGCAACAACCAGAUGUUGAUUCCUAGACGCCCUCCACCUCGUUAUGACGAGACACCGCACCGCAACUCGAUGCCAUUCCAAGGUACUGUCAACCAAGGAAUGCCUCAACAGCUCGGUCAACAAGGAGGUAUGAUGACACACAUGGGAGGACAACCAAAUGUUCGCUCAAUCACUCCUGGUACGAGUUUGCAAGGUCACCCGAACAACGGCAUGGCAGCUGGUGGAGCUAACCUUGCUCCACACUCAAGUAUGAUGCAGGGCAUGGCUCAGCAGCAGCCACAGCAACGGGGGUUGAUGAGUCGUCUGACCCCACAGCUUCGACGGCAGCAGAUGAUGCAGCAGAAUAUGCGUACCAUGCAGCAAUCUGCAGCUAUGGGUAACCAGAUGAACAUGGGCACUGUUCCUCCUAGUGCUGUUAACAUGGGUCAGGCAGGUGUGGCACAGUACCAUCAAAGACACCUGCCUGGCCAGUGGCCAGCGAAUCAGCUUUUGCAGCAACGUAUGCAACAACAGACCAGCAACUUCCAAGGUAACAACAUGAUGCAGCAGUCAUACUCAACGCAAUCGCGCUUCCCUCAACGAAACGUCAUGGACUCUGGAUCCAACAUGAGAACUUUCCAGAAUAUCACCUCUCAAGGAGGUAUAAGCAAUGCUACCAAUACAAACCCUUCCAUAAUGGCUCAGCAACAAUUUGUCGGUCAGCCACAACAGUCCCAGCAACAGCAAGCUCAGCAACCAACACAACAGCAACAGCAGCAACCGCAACAACAGCCUGUUCAAGGUAACCCCAUCGCAGCCAUGCAGAAUGGUUCCUCCGUUAGUGCAACAAACCAGACAUUUGGCAAUAAUGCCCAGCAAAUGCAAAUGGCUAUGAUACCAGAGAGCAACAACCAACAGCCGCAACAACAGCAACAACAACAAUCCGGCAGCACCGAAAUGUUGGAAUUGCUUGACAACAUCAUUAAAAAUGAUGGAACUCCAAGAACAAAUAGUCAUGUGUGAGAAUUAGCAGGGGAAUCCGCAACGAUACCAAGAAUGUUUUGAAUAUGAUAGAUGUAUGUUUUUAAGAAAAAAAAUGUAUUUAUAUGAAAAUAUGCAUGUUUACGAUUUAGAUCUGUAGAUACCACACCUUAAGUGGAAGUUUUUAAAGUAAUAUAUGGUUCUCUGUCUCUGAGAUUGUAUGGGGAGGAGAGAUUCUUUCGUCAGUAUUGUCUUUUCUUUUCUUUUAUAUAAUUGUCUAGAAUAAGUGGUGGUUAAAGGUCUUAUCUCUAGAUAGGUGUAUUUGUGUAAAGGGUUUUUAAACAAGACUAUCAUGAAAUCUCAGGUUUGAAACUUCAGUGAAGUAUGAUAUCACUGAUAUUUAACUUCUCAGUGAUUCUUGUACAGAGAGGGACAUAAAGGUUCCUUUCAUAAUAAGUGCACACUCUUUUUGCUAGAAAACAGUUGCCUUUAACUUGAGUUUGGACUUCUCUUUUGAAGUGACUUUGAACUUUUUUUUGGUAACGGACUAUACUUAAAGCUCUGACUGACCUGAACGUCUAAAAGAAGGUAUGGUGCAUUUUAGUAUCUUUUUCCUAAGAUUGGAUAUCAUUUUUUUUCUAUCUUGAACGCAAUCAAUAUUCUAUUCCUGAAAGCAAAUAUUUUGUACAUGUGAUAAAAUAUGCAGAUGUAUAUAUACAGAAGAUGAAGUAGGUUUAGUGGUCACAAUUAUUUAUUAAUUAUUUUGUUAAUUUUGAUUUGUUCAAAUAUUCAGAUCUAUUGCCUUAAUGUAAAGAAUACAGAAGUAAAGAGAUUUGAUAAAAUUUAUAUGAUUGAAGAAUAUAGCAUUUUUAGAUCGGAACAUGGAAAGGGUUUAGGACUGAAAAUUUGAAGUCUAGCAUACGUAUUGAAUAUUGUUUAAACAGGUGGACUAGGGUUUGGAGAAGGUGUACAUGAUGGGACUUUAACGCUUAACAGGGAAUGAAACCUUUGGAACUAGUGGGAUUGUGUGGAAACUGAAAAAUCAAAGAAAGUUUUAUGAGCAUUUGAAUAUUGCGAUCAAUAAUGCUAUGGAGAUCCUCCUAUUGGCAAUGUGACAAAGUUGUGUGAUGUCACAUGUGCUCAACUUUCCCUUUGGUGGACUAUGAAAUACCCUCAAGAUGUAUCUUUUUACUCUUUCUUUAUGGUGAUGCAAACUCUUCAUCCAUUAUGCAUUCUUUGAAAAACUGUAUUACAUGCCCUCCUAUAGAAAGAAUACAUGAGCUACUGAUAGAUGUGGGAAAAGGGGCAGUUUAUUAAAAUGAAAUAUAUACCAAAGUAUUGGGACAGUUGUUCUCAUGUGACAUCACUCAUCUUUGUUGCAUUGCCAAUUGGAGGAUCCAUAACAAUAAUGAUCUGAACUUCAAAUGCUUAUAACUUUCUUAUUAUUUAUUCAGUUUUUCUCAAACUUUUAUUGAUCCGUUUCGUUGGAUUUUCUGUUUUUGCACAAUCUAUCUUGUUCCAAAGGUUUCAUUUUUCUUGAAACCACCUGGGUUUGUCUUCACACUUACACUUUAUAGCUAUGGCAAGUCUGUGUACUUCUGCAGCCUGCAUGACAGACAUCAUUUAAGCACACUGCAUUUUGGGCCCUUUUCAACAGUGCAUAAAAACAAGAACUUGAUUGUCACAUUGUAUACUUUUCUUAAGUGAAUAUUGAAAUACUUUUAACAUGCACAAUGUUUGGGUAACCAAAUUGAUAACCUUUUUUUCAGUCGGUUUUAGGCAAAGUCAGUGUAACAAGGCCAGUCUGAAUUUGUGGAAAUCUCGUGUUUCCUGACCCGUAUUUUUAAAACCUUAAAUAAUUCUAGUAACUACUUCAAUGUGUAUGUGAUUAGGUUAUAACUAGACUUAAUCGGCCCGAAUUUACAAAGGUAGUUUUUAAAACUAUUGCUUGAACCCAUGGUUUAUAGUGAUUUCCUGUAUAAAUUAUGCUUAUUUACCGCGUAUAAAAAAAAAAUGUCCAACGCUGAUGUACGCUUUUGUCACAGUGAGGCAAAAUUGUUGCCUGUUGCCAUUACUUGCCAUGGUUAUUCACGCUAUUUUAUUCAUGAGUCCACUGUUUUCAAUGAAAAAGUCCACUCUUCAAACAGUAGACUCAUGAAUAAAAUAGCGUACUUAACCAUGGCAACAGACAUCAAUUUGGCGCACUGUGACAAAAGCGCGCAUCAGCAUUGGACAUUUUUUAAUAUCCAUGGUAAAUAAGCAUAAUGUACACAGGAAAUCUGCAUAAACCAUGGGUUCAACCGAUGGUUUUAGGAACCACCUUUGUGAAUUCGGGCCAUUCAGGUUUUGUGAACAUGGGCCCUGAUGGAUGUUAAACGCAUGUUUGGAAUGGUUUCUCAGUUACCGGUUGGUUUUUCUGCAGAUUUGACGAAUAUGUUUCCAAAGGUUGAACACAAUAAAUAGUUAGAUGGUUUGGUAUUGCCGUAGCACCAUGAAACUACAUGCAUUGCAACACUAGUGAACACUGUAGGAUCCCAUCUGGAUCCAUCAAGUUCAUGUAAAAAGUAAAACAAAUGUACUAACCCACCUUUCCCCCUCCUCUUCUCUCUCUGCCCCCCUCUCCUUUUUCACUUUCUCAUUUUGCAUCUCUUGCUUUCUUUACAUUGUCUUCUGUUAUCAAAGCUGCAUUUUAUUACAAGAUGAAAAUAUGCAAAUACUGUCGAGUUAAUAUUGCAUUUAAAAACAAUAAUUUAAAUCAAUGAAUGCAUCUCUGUUUCAGAAGUGAAAUUAGAAAUUCAUGUUGAAUUUGAGAUUUACCAAGCUGUGUAGAAUUGAAUAUACAGUCGUGCAUGAACCAGUCGAUUAAAUAUUUUUAUGUGAAGAGUCGUUUUGUACUCUUUUGUAAGUUUAGACAAUCUAAGCAUUUUGGCCCUUAAUUGUACUUUGUAUCAUUGUAUGCAUUGUGGAGGUAAAUUACAGAGUUAAAUAUGAAUGUCAUAUGCUUGGAUACUUAAAAGUAAUUUUAUGCAUUAAAAAAUCAAUCAUACCUUGCAAUUAAUUGAAAUUUUGAAAUAGAUUAAUGAUGGGUCCCGUUCUACAAAGAUUUGCAAUUGAUGUGAUCAAAGCUCAACUCUGGACAUUAAUCAAUGCCAUAAUUUUUGUUAAGGAAAUUUGCACAACGUCCCUUUGAAAGUAUAGGCACAUAAUGGAUUGUCAAGAUGAUGGUGCAAGCAUUAAUAUACAUCAGGGCCCUUUCUUACAAAGAGUUACGAUUGAUCCGAUCAAUCGCAACUAAGGAUGGCCAGCAACGUCAACAUCUAUUAUGCAUGUUUGUUCAAAAUAUUUUCUAGCUAUGAUGUAUUCAUGCAUUCAUUGUUUUCUUGAAAAUCCACUGCGCUUCUCUUUUUCGUAGAAAGAAAUUAUGACACUGAUGGAUUUCCAUAGUUACGUUGAUCGGAUCAAUCGUAACUCUUUGUAAGACGGGGCCAAGAUCUAGAAAACAUAGAUUUGCAUUGUUUAUGUUGAAGGUGCUGGCUUUCCAUAUUUGCAAUUGGCCGGAUCAAUGGCUAUUCUUUGUAAGAUGGGGCCCAAGUCUGUUCUUGUGACAGUUAGUAUGAACACGAAUUGAUUUACUAUGAAAUUGGUUACAUACUAGUUUCUUACAACAAAGCUUUUGACUAAUGCACUCCCAAGGAUUUUUUAUCAAUGGCGAUAUGCAAUCAUGCACAUUUCAUAAAGAUUUCAUAACAAAACUUUUUAAAACGUAUUAUAUUCUUGGCAAUUCGGUGGAUUCACAAUAUGGUGCGCCAUCUAUCGGGUGCAGCGGAUAGGCCAAAAUUCGCAAUGCCUCAUGGGAAAAAGUCAACGUCUGUGCGCGCUUUAGCUGAUGCAUGCAAUUAUGUUGUGCUGGCCGUCUUGCAUAAAAUCAUGCUGUUUACCAGGAUCCAGGAGGUGGGAUAGAAAUUUGCCGCACAUUUCUUUGCGAAAUUUAGAGUGUUUUUGGUCAAUUUUUCCUCCACUUUGCCAUGUGUUCAUUUUUUAAGCAUCACAGUCACAGUACACUAGCACUGUGCGCCGCCUGCGCCUGUUGACCCUGAAGUUAGAACUUUGCCUGUCCACUGCAACCGAUAGAUGGCGCACCGCAUUGUGAAUCCACGGGAUUGUAAUGGGUCUAUCCUAAUUACACAACAAUAAAUAUACCAACUUACCAGUUCGUUAUUAUAUUUUCAUGUGAAAAAGAAGACCCUUAUGUUUGAUGCAGUAUUAUGUCCUCACUGAACAGCUCUUUAUGAGGCCCAGGGCAUAGAGAAGAUAGUAAAUGAUAUGUCUGUGUUUUAAGGAUGUAUACUUUGAUAUUAAAAAUGAUGGACCAAAAUUGAUGAAUGAUAGUGCUAGCUUACAGUUAAAAAAAAAAAGCCACAAAACACGGAUACAUGUCCAUGCAGAUUUAAUUCGUUCAAUUCUUUAUUUCAUUUCCAUUCAAUCAUGAUACAAAGUAUAUAAAAAUAGUAAUAUAAAUCAGAUACAAAUUAUUGGAUUGACAUUUCAGAGAUAAGUUGUUUAUAAUAUAGAGUAUAUGGAAAUGGAGGUUUGGACCUUUGAUGUGUUGGUCGAGGUAAAAGGGUUUAAAAAAAGCUACUGAAAUUGUGACAUUUUAUUGGGUACGGGCAGAUAAUUCAAAGUUCUGUGGUUACUUCAAUCAGUGUAGCAAGGCCCAAUGGCAAGGCUUGUAAGAUGUGGUCAUCACUCAGGCUUCGGACUCCAUCCCUGCCAAGUCGGCCAGUUUAUAUUCACUAGGUGUAUAAGCACUUUGUCUAGAUCUUCUUAGAAAGUCUAAUGCCCAGUUUGUCUCCUCUCCAAGUCAUCUAUUAUUUUUGUACAUUAUCAAAUGAAAAUUUUGGUCAUACAGUCCAUCUAACCAUAUUAAGGUGUAAGACUAAGGUGCUAUUCCGGGUUUCGUCUAAUGCCAAUUCGUCCAAUUGCCAACUUGUCUACUAUCAUUUGUACUAUCAUUUGGUCUACCAUCAGUUCGUCCACUAUCCACAUGGUCUAAUUGCCAAUUCGUCCAAUCACCAUUUCGCCUAAUAACCAGUUGGUCUAAGAGCCAUUUAGUCCAUAUACCAUUUGGUCUAAUUGGACCAAGUUUUAAUUGUGCAAAAUGAAUGAAAAGGAAAUGGAUAUUAGGCUAACUGAUUAUGAGACGAGAUGGUCAUAGACAAAAUGGUGAUCAGACAAAGUGAUGAUUGGACCAAAUGGUUAUUGGACCAAAUGGCUGUUUGACGAAAUGUCGAUGGGCGGAAUGGCAUUAGACUAAAUUAAAGUAGACCAUGUGGUGGAUGGACGAGUUGGCAGAGACAAAUUGGCAAUUUACCAGACAAAAUGGCCAUACAGCCUAAUUGGAAAUUAUACACAGUGAUAAAUGGGCUAGUUGAAAAUUAUACCAUUGGUUAAUAGUUAAACUGGUUGUAGACGAACUAGGAUUAGACCAUGUGGGAUGAGACCAAAUGGAAAGUAGACAAAGUGGAUGUAGACCAAGUGGUAAUUUAUUCGUAGCCAUUCUGUAAUUCAGGGCUCUAAACUCUAAAGUGCUUAAUUGAACACUGCCCACUGUUGUUGAAUAUUGUAUACCAGUAUAUUUCAAGGAGAAUGGUCUAAAUAUAGUGAUCAGCCAUUGGAUGAAGUUAACUGUCCCUUUAAGUGUAUCCAGACCAUAUCAGUUGGGCAUCGAGGGUCCAUAUGGCAUUCUUUAUAAGAGUUUGCAUUUUUCCUUGUAGUCUUUAUCCUGGUAUCUCCAAGUUCUUAAUGGCUCCCUUGAUCAAAUCGAUUUACAGGGAAAAUUUUACAUGUUUUAAUAACAAAACCUUAAUUUUGACAAAGCUUUUCAUUGUAAAUGAAAAUUGAGUAAUUUAUUAAUUGUAAUUUGGUGGUUAUAUUUUCAGUCAUUGUUUUAAAUGUGUGUUGAUAUGUUUCAUUCACAGAGUGAAUACUGUUAUCAUUUGUUGGAGGCUUGUGGGAUAUUUUAAAAUUUUUAGGACAGCUCAGAACAAGCCCGAUUAUAGACUUGUGACAUAAGUAUCAACCUUCUUUUGCCAAGUGAGAGAUAAGAGAGGAUUCGCAACAACUGCACAGACGCUUUCUGAAACGUUGAGAAUCUGCUAUUAAAAGCCAGCCCUUCAUGACAAAUCAGCAUUUUUUAAAAUUGUUGAAUCAAAACAGCUGUGUCGUCCUGGACUUGGGACAAAUGACGUAUUUGCCAUUUAUCAUCAGCUCUCAAUCUUGGAUCGCUCUGCGGUCUUAGUACUACAACUGUAGUAUGCUUUGCCAUUGAGUUUGGAAACGAACUUGAAUAUUCACCAGGGAGUGGAGAAAGUGCUUGCACGGUGCACAGGCUUGCCAAAAUCUCAACUGGGAUAAUGAUAUAUCUGUAUAGCACUUAGAUAUGCUCUGGUCAGAUGUAUUCAGCCCUUUAUAAAAGAAAGAGCAGAAACUGGUAAUGUAGAAUGUGUAAAUGUAGGCAAGGAAAGUGUUCUUUUAGGCAGGUGGUGUUUCAUGGCAGUUUCCUUCAGCCGACCCGUUGAGAAAUACGUGCAAAGAAGUAGAUAUAUGGCCAAGGCAGAAAGAUUAAAGAUCCUUAUCGAUGGAUGGGUGGUGACUUUAACCUAUUUCAGGUAAAUACUCAACAAACUGUAAGAUUUUUAUGCAAUUUUUAUAUCCAAUAAAAUGUCAAUAUCAUAUCACGUUGGUCGUGUUUAAUCUCCUCACCACACCAAUUCCAUAUUGUCUUGACUUGUUAUGCAUUACUGCAGUUUCACUCUUGGCCUGUAGUAGUAAUAAGUCAAGUUUCAAGUGUUGUUCUUACAUGCCUUUGCCAAAUGAAUGCAUAUCCGCAUGCUAUAAUGCAUUGGGGCUUGGAGGGAAAAAAGUGCUGUUUUGUGUGUGCUGUUCUGUAUGAAGAAGAAGAAGAAGUACAAAUGUACAAAUCCACCUUGGUGAGUAGAGUUGCAUUGUCUCUGCCAAGAUUCUCUCCUAGUUUGGCAGAUUGCCAGGAUUUCUGCAACAUUUUUUUUUCAUGCUGUUAAUUCUUGCAGAUAUGCCAUUGCAUUUUUCUCCUGCACAAUACUAGUAUACCUUGUUAGCCAUCCCCACUCCCCCCUCUCUCCUCUCUCACUCACACAAUCUCAGCCCCCCCCCCCCCUCUUCAUAUUUCAGAGCUGCCAAGAAGUACCAAUUUCUGUAUUUAGUAAUGAAAAAUGAGAAGAAUACUGAUGGUUUCAGGCAAAAUACUGAUUUUACGAAUUUCCAGUUUUUAUGUGCUGUCCUAUGGUAUUUCUUUGAAAAUACUGAUUUCCUCAUCAAAAUACUGAUUUUCAGCUUUUACAAUACUGAAAUGUUCUUGUUCAGGGUGACAGCUCUGAUAUUUGCAUCAGCAACAUGGAAACACAACUAUAACUUAGUUCUGUGUUUCAGUCUUUUGCUGAAUACACAUGUGCGGAAAGGGAUUGGACCACAUGCAAUAUGAACCAACACGCUCCCUCUAUCAAGUAAAUCCUCAUUAUAACCUGUCUUUAAAGACCAUGUUUGGGUAAUGAGAUUGUUUUCGAAGAAGGUGUUCUUAUGGACAUGAUCUUGAGAAUAGUUUCAAUCACAGAAGAGUAGUAUUUCUAUCCAGGUUGCUGCCUAAGAAGACUUUCUCUUUCUCUGCAGGUAGUUGGGACGGUCUUAAAUUUUCUUUAAGAUGCAUUUUGAAAAGCACAAUUUUUUUUUAAUGCAGGUUCAGAAUCUGUUCUUAGAUACAUGCAGUAUGUACAGCAAAUUUAAUAUCCAUUGAGAUUCGAUUGACUUGAAUGCUCAAAGCAGUCGGUUCGGAUGUGCAGAUGUAUGUACUUGAUUUAGAUGUAAUUGAUUUUCAUGAUCACCUGUUACAAACUGUAUCUGGAUGUUCUAUGAUCAAUGAAAAAUUCACAUGUUUUAUGUUGAUUGUUGGUGGUUGAUGUUGACAUGACAAAAAGGAUUAGAUUGGAGAGUUAUAGUCUUAUAGACCACUAUCGCAAUGGACCUGACCACGAUCAAAACAGUAGAACACUCGUAACGACAUAAGAAUGACCAUUAAUGACAUCAUGGUACGUUAGUAAUGAUACAGUAUUACAUAUUCAAAGCAAUACUUAAUAACAAGGUGUUUAAUUUUGUGUAAUCCUUGAUUCCUUCCAUCACAUGGCUUGAUUUUUCAACUUUCCUUCAACAUCUUGUGAUCCUGGGCCUUGACUUGCAAAGAUUUACAUCAAACUCAAAUUGCAACUGAUCUAACAUUCCUAUCUCUUUAAGGCCACCGCUCACCUUACAAUCGGUCUGUGACCCGAUUUGGGAACAAAACGUAGUAGAAUUUGAUGCUAGUAUUGAGACAUGGAAUAUCUUACUGUGUAAUGUUCUAAAUCAUCAUACGAAUACCUACGUUCCAAUCUGUGACCAUGCUAUCAUCCUUAUUAGAAUAUUAGCGAAUUUAAUAUCUUGUCAUAAUGACGUCAUAGCAAUUGUAUGAUUGUCUAUGAUUUGAAACUAAUUUGUCCUUUACUCCAAAAUAAAGGCUUGCAAUCAACCAAAAUUGUUAUAUUAGUAUUCUUUCAGUUAAUUUGAAUCUCAAAUAAAGAUGCUUUUCAUUCAUAUUUUCAGAAAAUGAGCAAAAUGUGAUUUGUUCUAAAAUCGGAUCGUGGACCAGUCGUGAGGUGUGCGGUUGUCUUUACUUGCACAAUUUUACAUCAAUUGCAUUUUGGGUUUGAUUUAAAUCCAUCAGAUGGAACCAGUGUAGGAUCAAUCAAUUGCAAUGCUCCAGAGAUGGCUUCCACAAUGUCCUCAAGCUACUCUUGAUGCUUUAGGCAUUGGACCACGCAGUUCAUUUUCCUUGACAGUGUGUCCGCAGGAAUGGGAUAUAUAAUGUAGGAAGGGAUGCCUGUGUACUUAAAAGUAGUAGUUGUAUCUUGAAUGAACUUUAUGGCAUGAGUGGGAUGUUUGAUAUAAGGGUUGCUUAUGUCUCUGAAGAAUCCUUGAAAAUAUUUGGUGGCAGGAGUGGGAUCAUGUGUAAUGUAGUUGGAUAUGGGAAUGAAUGGGCUGUCUGAAUGUCUUAUAAGCAGUACCAUUGACAAAUCUAAUGAUAGGGGCGGGAGAGUAAUGUUGCAAAGUCUGGUUGUGUCUCAUGUUAAUGUCCUUGAUACAUUUGGUGUCAGGAGUGGGAUUAUUUGCUUACUUUAAAAAAAAAGGAGUUGUGCUUGCCUUGUACUAACAAAUGAAUUUAAAUGUUCCCCUCAUUUAGUCUGAGGUUGAGAAUAUAAAGCCAUGCCUGGCAGGCUGGCACUGUCAUUUGGGUGGAAAGCUUAGAGAAUUGCGAAGCUACGUGUUUGGUAUGUUUUUGUGAUGGAAGUUUAUAUCUGUGAAAUAGGACUACGGUAAUAGAGACAGAGCAAUUGCAAUCAUGCCAAGUUCUUUGAUUCCCAAAUCUUGGAUGCUUCUGACCAAAGAUGUUAAGGAGGCCAGUGUAUCAACUUUGGCAUAGGUUUAUGCAGAUCAAACAUUCCUUGAGUACUAUACUCUCGCAUUCAGAUACAGAUUUGGGUGAGAACGCACCUGUGAGGUACAGUCGUAUAUCAAGCUGAAACCAAAUCGGUAUGAUCCCGAAGGCAGUGGUUUGAGCAAUAAACCAUGCAGAGGUACCAAGUAGCACUGAUUUUCAGUAUUUAGUACUGAAUAAUGAGAAGAAUACUGAUUUGUUCAUGCAAAUACUGAUUUCUAAACUUUCAGUUUUAUGUGUUGUCCUAUGGUAGUUGUUUGAAAUUACUGAUUUCCUCACCAAAAAUACUGAUUUUCAGCUUAAUGUUACUGAAAUGUUCUCGUUCAGGUUGGCAGCCUGACCACGGUUCAAGAAGGUACAUUUAUUUGGAAGUGUGUACAUGGUAACAAACCAAUACACGCCGUAAUGAUGUUAGUCAGCAAGCAACAUGCAUUGUGCUGCUGAAUGUGUGAACAAUACUCUGCCAUUGGAGAUGCGUUUCAGUUAUAUAUACAAGUACCAAGCUUCACAAUCUAUUUUUAUGCAAAAGUGAUAAGCAUGAAUCACUUCAAGUUCAAUCUCCUUUUUUUUUCAUUCACUGUGACAAGUAUGAUAGUAAUGUUGCUUUUUAAACUGCAAAUCUGUCUAUACUGAUCACCCAAAUUAUCUCCCUUUUUAAAGGAAUAUAUUUUCCAGAACCUGUCUAUAAUGGCCACCUGUCUCUAUUGGCUACUUUUUUCUGUUUCCCUCGGGGAGCCUUAAUAGACAGGUUUGGCUGUACGACAUUCAACUUGGUAGUUUUGCCCCCCCCCCCCCCCGCCUCGGUAACAUGGACUGAGUUGAUAUGUCAACUUUGUUAAUUCAUUGAAGCAUUUUCUAUUUCCUUAUAUGGCAAUCAGUGCUAAAUAACCAUCUCAUUUCCUCUGCAUGUCUUUUUGAAAUGAGUAAACAGUUCUUAGUGCUAUUUCAAAUGUCAAUCCUUUUUGUUUUUAAUAUCUUCAUCAUUAUUAUUUGCAUAUUUAUCAUGUAGUAAGUAGCUGUUGUAGUUAUAUGACAAUAUAUGUAAUUCGGUUUGAGAGCUGUGCAUAUUUUGUAUUAUUUUAUUUUCUAUCUUUAUUUAUGUGAUAUGUUGUUGCAUUCACACAUGAAGCGGGCUUUGAGCUAGAACAAGAUUUCCAAAUAUUUUAUUUUAAAAAAAUCAAGCAGGUCUUCAAAAGUCAUUGAAGUGUUGUUCCAGUUCAGAGUUUGUGAUAUCUGUAAAUGUGACAAUCUGAUCAUUUAAUGUUUCCUUAUUUCUCUCUCUAUAUAUAGAAAAACAGAAAAGAAUGAAGUCACAUGUUAAUUUCUAUUAUUGUGUAAUUUAUUUUCAAAGAAUUAAUGUUUGCUAUAUGCCAAUUGUAUUUGUAAAUACUGGUAUUUUAUUCAAAGAAGAAAAAUUCUGAAAUGUCCAUUUUCAUGUGUUUUAGGUUUAUAAUAUUGUGAGUCAUUUGAUAUGCCGAUGCAAACGUCAAAGAACAAUUGAAAAAAAACUUUAUAACUUACUUUGUAUAUUGAAGAAAGGUUGUCUUAUAUUUAUAAAUAGAUUUGGUAUCUGUAAAUUUGCCAUACUUUUGAAGAUACAGAAAAAAAAACUAAAGCAGCGUAAUGUGACAUGGGAAUGACUACUGGAAGACAUAAAAUGAGCACCCUUUUUUUCCCAUUUAUAUGAAAAAUUCUUUCUUCCUAUAUUUUGUAAGAAAAUGAAAGGAGGUGUAUGAAUCUUGCUGCAAUUUUACAACCAAGAUGUUUGGCUCAUAUUUAUCAUUGACAUCUGACCGUGUAUAUAUGUCAUGUUAUGUGUUCUCAUUCUCAAGAACUGUUUUUGUGAGGAUCUAUCUCUUUCUUUUUCCCCCAUUUUUUUUGCCUGUGUUUUCUAUAACUCUAGAAGAUCGUGUUUAGAAAUAAACUAAUUUUACACAUAGCUUAUAGAAAGGAAACUGAA